Molecule: messenger RNA, 2391 nt
Organism: Medicago truncatula (barrel medic)
Lineage: Eukaryota; Viridiplantae; Streptophyta; Magnoliopsida; Fabales; Fabaceae
Product: squamosa promoter-binding-like protein 12
Exons: 5
Coding region: 786-2090 (434 amino acids)
Cellular component (GO): nucleus
Molecular function (GO): DNA binding
Source: RefSeq, a predicted model, not a curated record
UUUUUUUUGCUGUGAUCUUCUUCCUCUCUUUACACUCUUUUGGGUUUAUCAUAUUCUAAGGAAAUUAGUAUAGCUGAGAAAGCUUGUGAUAAAGGUUCAUGAAAAUUUUCUUAUGCAAAAGUUUGUGUUUUUUUAGGGUAAAAGGGGACCAAAGCUUUUUAUAUGUACUAGCAAGGUCCUUAAGGAAAGAGACUCUUCUGUUACAUAAUAGAUUUUGAUAUUGGCUUUCCAUUAUGGUUUAAUACUUCAGGACCAAAUUGUACCAAAAAAACAUUUGAGGACCAAAGCCAGCAUUUAAGAUGUAGAAUAGUUUCCUUCCUUUGUUAGAUUUGAGCUUUAAAAAAGAUGCUUUUUGAGGUUUAGCUUGAUUGGUUUCUGGCAUUUAUGAUAUGGAGGUUUGGUUGUUGGACUUUUAUUUUUGUUAACUAAAAAUGAAACGUGUGCCAAAAUCUGUGUUUUGUUGGAAGUUCAAAUAUGUGAUUCAUUUGUUGAGGUUGUUGUUAAUGUGGGGACUCAUUCAAUGGCCGACUCCUGACAUUGCUGUGAUAAAUGUGAAUUAUUGGAAUCUGAUGGUUUCCCAUGUUGAAAGUGAAGUUUAGGUAGUGCAUGUUUGGAUUGGAGGGUGGGUGGCAUCAUCAUUGAUUUUGUUGAAGUUUUAAAGUGUAGCUUUUGCUAAAAUUUAUGGUGACACACCGUGAUUUUGUCAAACUCACGUAAAAACAUGUACUCAUCAUAAAUUUGCAGAUUACUGUGAGCAUAUGUAUAUGAAUUUGUGAGGACUUGUCAUGGAGUGGAACGUGAAAUCUCCCGGGCAAUGGGACUGGGAAAACUUAUUCUUCUUGAAUUCAAAAGCAGCAGAAACUCACAGGUUACAAUCUACUGAUUGGAGUAUGGAGGAAGAUCGAGAAAUCAAUGUUGGGAUGUUGAUUCCAUCUGGUGGUAGCGGCUAUUCAGUGUCUAAACUAAUGCAUGCUUCAUCCUCGAGGAGCUCAAAAUCUGCUUCCAAUAAUUCAUCAUCAAAUGAGGACAGCAAGACAUCGAUGUUAACUCAAGAAGGUUCUCCAGACAAUUCCACCGGUAAGAAAGAAUCGUCUAAAGGAGAUCCAAUUGAAACUUCUCCAGCAGCAGAACCAUUGCUCACACUAAAGCUUGGUAAAAGAUUAUACUUUGAGGAUGUUAGCACUGGAAGUCAUUCCAAGAAAGCCUCUUCCUCUGCAGUUCCUCUUUUGUGCGGAAAGAAAGGUAAAUCGAGCAGUCAGAACAUGCUAAAUCCAAGCUGCCAGGUGGAAGGUUGUGGCCUCGACCUCUCUUUUGCUAAAGAUUACCAUCGGAAACAUAGAAUUUGUGACAGUCAUUCCAAAUCGCCUGUGGUGGUAGUAGCUGGUUUGGAGCGUCGAUUUUGCCAGCAAUGUAGCAGGUUCCAUGAUCUCUCAGAGUUUGAUGAUAAAAAAAGAAGCUGCAGACGCCGUCUUUCAGAUCACAAUGCAAGGCGUCGCAAACCUCAGCCUGAAGCAGUGAAAUUGAAUCCAUCAGCUCUCUCUUCGUCUCCCUAUGAUGGGAGGCAAGCAAUGGGCCCAUUUGCUUUUCCAAAGAAUACUUCAAAUUUAGCAUGGCCAGACAUGCCCAACAGCAAGCUCCCCCAAACCAAAGAUUUUAUGCUCAAAACUCCAAAAAACUUCAACAAGAUUGUCACUAUGCUUUCUGAUGAUUCAAGUGGCCACUUUAUAUCCAAAGGCAAAGGAACCAAUAUUGCUGUCCCAGGUCUAGAAGAUCCAAAUACCUUGUCUGAUCCAAGUGCUACACAAGAUGUUAACCGUGCUCUCUCUCUUCUGUCAACCAAUUCAUGGGGUGCAUAUGAUACCAAGCCCCCCUCCUUCGUACACUCCAAUCGGACAACCGGCACCCCUCAGUAUGCAACUGCUCAGCGCUCACCUUUUUCGUCACCGGAAUAUUGGCACACUGAUCAACAUCAGGCCAGCUCCAGUGCCUGUAUCUCGUUCUCGGGUUACGACAAUAGCAAUCGCUAUCAAGACUUUCAGCUGUUCAGCGAACCCUAUGAGUCAAGUUUCCCUUGCAACCAGCUGGAUUAAUGAGUAUGCUUAUGAUCUUCAAAAAAACAAAAUGAGUAUGCUUAUUCAAAUGGUCCCAACCCCAUUAUGAUACUGAGCUAAUGAUAUUUUGUAGGGCCUAAUUAUCUUUUGGAAUGUAGGUUUUUUUCUUCUUUAAGAGUACAAAUCAGAAAACUUGUCUGCAUGCUGAUUUGUUAACUCCAUUUUCUAAAUAGCUUAUUGCAGUCAUUUAAUCCCGAGACUUUUAUUUUCAGCAAACCAUGGAUGUCUUCCACAAGGAUUUCUUUUUAUACUUGUACUUGCUACCUUGCUAAUUUAUUCA